Messenger RNA from Peniophora sp. CBMAI 1063, 393 nucleotides. NCBI's taxonomy places the organism in Eukaryota, Fungi, Basidiomycota, Agaricomycetes, Russulales, Peniophoraceae. The record is from the annotation of a GenBank genome assembly.
AUGUAUCCGAAUCUCGCCUGGGACAGGCAUAGUUCAUGGGGUCUGCACGGCAUGACAAAGCAACAGAUCGACUCACGCGCCACGUACUACCGCGGGACGACGAGCUCGAACCCUGCCUGGGAUAUCAUUCGGUCCCUUCGCUCGGCCCCGAUCACACUCGAGAACUAUCCAUUUGACAAAAGGAUAUCUGCACCAAACAACCUGAUCGCGUGGGGGGUUGCGGACGAACUGCUGAGCGGCGGGGCAGCCAGUUCGUCAUCAUCUGGUUCGCGGACACAACAUGGAUCUAGCGUGCCGCGGCCUCUGCAGACCCCUCCACCAUCGCCCGAGAAGAAACGGAGAGUGAACGCCCCUGAGGCUGCUGGGCCUUCGGCCCUCCGCGAUCAUCGGUAG